UCCAACAAAGAGAAAAACAAAACUACAUUUCCAUCGAAGAAAAUCAGUUUUUAUGAUGUAUGGCUAUGAGAAGCAUCAAAUGAGAAUGUUCAGAGAAACUAAAACGAUCAUGGAAUGGUAUGAUCAACAGAGAAGAAAAGAGAAAAGUAAAAAUGGAAGAAGAAGAAGAAAAGAAACGAUGAAGAAACGAUGGUGAUUCGACUCAACAAAGUCAUUUAUUGAUAACGUGUGAUUUGACUCUAUAUAUAUAAAAUAGUUUAAGCGGGACUUCUGAGGUAUUCACAUUUAAGGCGUCAAGACAUUAAUUCAAAACUCUGUUUUCCGGUGGCUCUAAGAAAGUUCAAAUCCGUACCAUCUUCUCAUUCGCCGAUCUCUUGUUCUGCCGUCACCACGACCUCAUCGGCGCAAUUCACCUACGGUCUUGCUGGCGGCGUUGUUUGAAUGCUGUCUAUGGGGCUUUUGUCUUCUCUCUGCCUCUGCUUGCAGAAAAAACUUAAACCUGCUAAUUCUGCUGGUGCCGACGAAGCGGAUGAUGAAGAUGUGUCCACUGACAUCUUCUUUGAACUGAAUACUUUGCAAAUUGCUACUAAUUUCUUUUCUGAGGUGAAUAAGCUCGGCAAUGGAGGGUUUGGGCCCGUCUACAAGGGUUUGAUGCCAAAUGGCCAACAAGUAGCAGUCAAGAAGCUGUCGAUAGAUUCAAGACAAGGAGUGAAGCAAUUUAGUAAUGAAGUGAAACUUCUACUGAGAAUUCAGCACAGAAAUUUGGUCAUUUUAUUGGGCUGUUGUGUGGAAGGACCUGAAAAGAUGCUUGUAUAUGAAUACCUGCCAAACAGAAGUCUUGAUUACUUUAUUUUUGAUAAAAAGAAGUCUCCAUCCCUGGAUUGGACAACACGGUUCCAUAUAAUUACAGGUAUUGUGAGAGGUCUUCUCUACUUGCAUGAAGAGGCUCCUUCAAGAAUUAUACAUAGGGAUAUCAAAGCUAGUAACAUAUUAUUAGAUGAGAAAUUGAAUCCGAAAAUCUCAGAUUUUGGACUAGCACGACUUUUUCCUGGAGAAGAUACACACUUGAAUACAUUUAAGAUCGCUGGUACUCAUGGCUAUAUGGCUCCCGAGUACGCAAUUCAUGGAUAUUUAUCUGUAAAGAGUGACAUAUUCAGUUUUGGCAUCUUGGUGUUGGAGAUUGUUAGUGGAAGAAAAAAUCAUGACAUUCGACUUGGCGCACAACAAGUCGACCUCUUGGGAUACGCAUGGUUGCUUUACCAAGAAGGAAGGGUUUUAGAAUUAGUGGAUCAAAGCCUCACAAAAUACAAUGUAGAUGAGGCAGCUAUGUGCAUACAGUUGGGCUUGUUAUGUUGUCAAGCAAAGGUUUCAGAUAGGCCUGAUAUGAGUACCACUCAUCUCAUGCUUUCUAGUGAUUCAUUCACGUUGCCACGACCUGGAAAGCCUGGAAUUCAUGGUCGAGCACCACGUCAUCGAACAACUACCUCUACUUUGGCUUUCACCAAGACGAAUACUAGUACACAUAGUGGGGUUACCAAAGCUUCUACUAGUAAUAGUUUGAUGGAAGAUUAUUCAAGGAAUUCCAUGUCCGUUUCUUCUUUUGAUGAAGGCAGGUGAUACUAGAAAUUUGAUAUUGCUUUAGGUUACUUCAAUUCUUUUCAUUCUAAAUAAAUAAUGAAGGAUACAUCCAAUUUUCUCUCUUCUUUUUUAAUGGAUUUAAUCUUAGUUCGCUACUAAUAACAAAUAAAAAUUGUUGAUUGUUU
This is a messenger RNA of Cucumis sativus (cucumber), 1763 nucleotides long. Its product is annotated as cysteine-rich receptor-like protein kinase 10. Gene Ontology annotation, biological process: protein phosphorylation. The coding region runs from base 442 to 1617 and encodes 391 amino acids. The record is from RefSeq and is a predicted model, not a curated record. Gene Ontology annotation, molecular function: protein kinase activity; ATP binding. NCBI's taxonomy places the organism in Eukaryota, Viridiplantae, Streptophyta, Magnoliopsida, Cucurbitales, Cucurbitaceae. The transcript has 5 exons.